UUUAUUUUUUCCUCGUUAAGUCCUUACUUUCUUUUCGUUUUCAUAUUCGUUUUGGAGGAAAACAUUUGAUAAAAAAAAAAAGUGAUAGAGAUGAAACUGGGGCUAUCAAAUUUUGCCACUGCAGCUGUAAUCUUGUCCAGCCUGAAUGCAGUGGUUGGGAUCAGAUUUGUGAUUGACAGAGAAGAAUGUUUCUCUCAUAAUGUUCAGUAUGAAGGGGAUAAAAUCCAUGCUUCAUUUGUUGUCAUCAAGAUUGAUACAGCUUGGCAAUAUACUCAUGAUGGUGUAGACGUCACGGUGAAGGGACCUACUGGUGAAGGAAUUCUAGAUUUUCAUGACAAGACAAGUGAAAUAUUUGAAUUUGUGGCUCGAAACAGUGGACCCCAUCGCUUCUGCUUCAGCAACAGGUCUCCCUAUCAUGAAACAAUUGAUUUUGAUGUCCACUCUAACCAAGCUCACAACUCUGAUCAGCAUGCAAAAGAUGAGCAUUUUAAUCCUUUGUUGGAACAGAUAAUAAAGUUAGAGCAAGCUCUUUUCAACAUUCAGUAUGAACAGCAUUGGCUUGAAGCUCAGACUGAACGCCAGGCAAUAGUAAGCAAUGCAAUGAGCUCCAGAGCAAUUCAUAAGGCCUUACUUGAAUCAGCAGCACUAGUGGCUGCCAGCGUCCUCCAAGUUUAUCUUCUUCGUUGCCUCUUUGAGAGAAAGCUUGCAAUAUAGAAAGUUACAUUGCACACAUAGGAAACACCUGAUUGAAGAUUAUUUAGCAGCUCCGCUCUUCUUUUUCAGGCACAUGGACAUAUAUUCUUCUCUUAUUCAUCUUAUAUAAAGUCAUAUUAACAUUUGCUGUC
Molecule: messenger RNA, 845 nt
Organism: Cajanus cajan (pigeon pea)
Lineage: Eukaryota; Viridiplantae; Streptophyta; Magnoliopsida; Fabales; Fabaceae
Product: transmembrane emp24 domain-containing protein p24beta2
Source: RefSeq, a predicted model, not a curated record